Molecule: messenger RNA, 1253 nt
Organism: Miniopterus natalensis
Lineage: Eukaryota; Metazoa; Chordata; Mammalia; Chiroptera; Miniopteridae
Gene: LRRC59
Product: leucine rich repeat containing 59
Cellular component (GO): cytoplasm
Molecular function (GO): protein binding
Source: RefSeq, a predicted model, not a curated record
GCGGCGGCACCGGUGGGAGUGGGGCGCGGGCAUCAGAGUGCGGCCGGCGGGCGGACGGGCGACGGAGGUCUUGCACCUGGGGCGGCGGAGGGCGCAGGCAUUGUCGGUUGGGUGCGAGUCCGCUGAGCCGAAAGUGCGGCUUCUCUAGCAUCUCCUGUCGGUUGGAGCCCUGCAGCCGGGACCGCUCAGCCGGCGUCACCAUGACCAAGGCCGGUAGCAAGGGCGGGAAUCUCCGCGACAAGCUGGACGGCAACGAGCUGGACCUGAGCCUCAGCGACCUGAAUGAGGUCCCGGUCAAGGAGCUGGCUGCCCUUCCAAAGGCCACCAUACUGGAUCUUUCCUGCAAUAAACUGACUUCUCUACCGUCGGAUUUCUGUGGCCUCACGCACUUGGUGAAGUUGGACCUGAGUAAGAACAAACUGCAGCAACUGCCGGCCGACUUUGGCCGUCUGGUCAACCUCCAGCACCUGGAUCUCCUUAACAACAGGCUGGUCACCCUGCCUGUCAGCUUUGCUCAGCUCAAGAGCCUGAAGUGGCUGGACCUGAAGGAUAACCCCCUGGAUCCUGUCCUGGCCAAAGUGGCAGGGGAUUGCCUGGACGAGAAGCAGUGUAAGCAGUGUGCCAACAAGGUGUUACAGCACAUGAAGGUCGUGCAGGCGGAUCAGGAGCGAGAGAGGCAGCGACGGCAGGAAGUAGAACGAGAGGCCGAGAAGAAGCGGGAGGCCAAGCAGCGAGCCAAGGAGGCUCAGGAACGGGAAGUGCGGAAGCGGGAGAAGGCGGAAGAGAAGGAGCGCCGGAGAAAGGAGUACGAUGCCCUCAAAGCGUCCAAACGGGAGCCGGAGAAGAAACCCAAGAAGGAAGGAAAUCAGGCAUCGAAAUCCAAGUCUGGCUCUCGGUCCCGUAAGCAGCCACCCCGGAAACACAACCGGUCCUGGGCUGUGCUGAAGCUGCUGCUGCUGCUGCUAUUGUGCGUGGCUGGCGGGCUGGUGGUUUGCCGGGUGACAGAGCUGCAGCAGCAGCCCGUCUGCACCAGUGUGAACACCAUCUACGACAAUGCGCUCCGGGGUCUGCGCAGCCACCACAUCCUCCAGUGGGUCCUGCAGACCAAUUCUCAGCAGUGAGCUUGUCCUCAACACCUGCUGCCUCCCAGCCUUGGAACUUGGAUUCCUAUGGAAUUGGGUUCUGCUGGACACAACCUCUUUUUAGCGUCAGACCUACCUGCCGUCAUUAAAUGGCUGCUGAUUGGUACUUGA